AUGGGAGAAAAUGAAGGCGUUAACGAAUCAUACAAAAUGGGAAAGUUAAAACGUAGCCUAACAAUGAGUUUGUAUUUUGUUGGAAUAUCUACCAUGUCGUGGUUUAUUUGUGUAACCAAAAGGAAGAAGGAGUGGGCUGAUAUAAUGCUAGAUUAUGUUCAUCAUAAAAGAUGUUCCUUUCUCUCCAAUUCGUGGGAACUUUUUUUGAAGAAAAUCAAGUCAUAA
This is a messenger RNA of Plasmodium gonderi, 225 nucleotides long. RefSeq lists its product as hypothetical. The coding region runs from base 1 to 225 and encodes 74 amino acids. The transcript is spliced from 3 exons. The record is from RefSeq and is a predicted model, not a curated record. Lineage: Eukaryota; Apicomplexa; Aconoidasida; Haemosporida; Plasmodiidae.